Messenger RNA from Crotalus tigris (Tiger rattlesnake), 3144 nucleotides. RefSeq names its product peptidylprolyl isomerase E (gene PPIE). The coding region runs from base 525 to 1430 and encodes 301 amino acids. Gene Ontology annotation, cellular component: intracellular membrane-bounded organelle. Gene Ontology annotation, biological process: protein peptidyl-prolyl isomerization; protein folding. Lineage: Eukaryota; Metazoa; Chordata; Lepidosauria; Squamata; Viperidae. The transcript is spliced from 10 exons. The record is from RefSeq and is a predicted model, not a curated record. Gene Ontology annotation, molecular function: peptidyl-prolyl cis-trans isomerase activity; RNA binding.
AAGAGUGCCCCAGCCAGGCAGCGCUCCCGAGCUCCUUGCUGAAGGAGCGGAAAGCCUUCAGGGGCCGGACGGACGCAGGGGUGGCCGGCUGGGCUUGCGGCAGCUGAAAGUCGGAAGCGGCCUUUUCUGUUAGAAGGAAGGAAGCCCCCGCCCGCGGGCUUUCUGCUCCGACUUCAACUCCCAGAAUCCCCCAGCCAGGAAUUGCUCUCGCAGAAGGAGCCAGGAGACCGAAGGCCCCGUGGCAGCCCGGGGCUCUUGGCUGGGUCGGGGGUCCGUCUGAGGCGACCCGGGCAGCCCCCUCCGCGCCAACCGACUCAGCUGGAGGGCCCGCUGUUGUCUCGAUCCGGGCAACGAGCUCCGGGAAGACCCGGCUCUGCCAGGCAGCUGCGGAUCUCACGGCCUCGGGAAGGCGGGGGCGGGACGCCUCUUGGGCCGCUGCUCCGGCGCCGAGUCCUCCUGCCUCUGGGGGUGCUGUUGCGGCCCGGGCGCCGGAAGUGACGCCUGGCGAGGCGAGCGCAGCAGCGAUGGCCUCCAGCAAGCGGGUUCUCUACGUGGGUGGGCUGGCCGAGGAGGUGGACGAGCGGGUGCUGCACGCGGCCUUCAUCCCCUUCGGAGACCUUACCGACAUCCAGAUCCCGCUGGACUACGAGACCGAAAAACAUCGGGGCUUUGCUUUCAUUGAAUUUGAGCUGGCUGAGGAUGCUGCAGCUGCUAUUGACAACAUGAACGAAUCUGAGCUCUUUGGGAGGACUAUCCGGGUCAACCUGGCCAAGCCAAUGAGGAUCAAAGAAGGCUCCUCCCGUCCAGUCUGGUCGGAUGAUGACUGGCUGAAGAAAUUUUCGGGAAAGACACUUCAGGAGAAUUUGGAAGAAGAGGGAGCGGUGGCAGCCCGGUCAGAGGUUCAAGAGGGAGAACCACCAGUGAAAAAAUCCAGGACCAACCCCCAGGUUUACAUGGAGAUCAAGAUUGGAAAUAAACCUGCAGGUCGAUUGCAUAUUCUCUUGCGGUCGGAUAUUGUCCCGAUGACUACUGAGAACUUCCGCUGUCUUUGCACACACGAGAAAGGCUUCGGCUUUAAGGGAAGCAGCUUUCACCGAAUUAUUCCCCAGUUCAUGUGCCAGGCUGGAGAUUUCACCAACCACAACGGUAGCGGCGGGAAGUCUAUCUACGGGAAGAAGUUUGAUGAUGAAAACUUUAUCCUGAAGCACACAGGGCCAGGUUUGCUGUCCAUGGCCAAUUCUGGUCCCAACACCAAUGGCUCCCAGUUUUUUAUCACUUGCGACAAGACUGACUGGCUGGACGGGAAGCACGUGGUCUUCGGAGAGGUUACCGAAGGGAUGGACGUGGUGCGGCAGAUUGAGGCUCAAGGCAGCAAAGAUGGGAAACCAAAGCAAAAAGUCAUCAUCUCUGAUUGUGGUGAAUUCAUCUGAACAUGGGUGCAAGCAGAUGCUGGUUGGGAAUACCGGAUAACAGGAAGACCAAGCACAGCAUCGCUUCGCUCUGGAUGAAAACUAUUUGGGAUGCUUUUCUAAAAAUUCAGUCAGAGUCUGUUUUAUGUGUUAGAACUGUAAAGCUGUUAAGAGAUUUCUUUUGUACAGAAUUUUUUUUCUAUAAAAUUACAUAUAUUUUUUACAACAGACCCGCCUUUUAAUUUCCCAUAAAUACCCUUUAAAGGUUUACUUUGAAUUGCUUGCAGAUUUAGCAGUUGGUCUCAAUCUGAGUUUUCCAUUUCUUUCCAUACUGGAAAUUAUAGAAGCCAAAGUCCAGCCCAUCCAUGUUUCACAGAUGAGAGGGAUGCGUUUGCCAUGGCAAGAAGCCAAACUGCUCAGGCCACUGCAUUUUCUGUUUCAGGGAAGAUCAACUCUCACAUUUUGUUUUCAUCAUGAAAGGCGCAAACUGCAGCUGCGGUUAAUGGUACCCUUUGUUUUUUGCAUCAAUGGGAACUACAGCAGUUGGUUGGCAGAAGAAAACGACAUUGGAAACAAAAAGUGCCCGAUUUCUCGCAACUGCUCUUGAGGGGAGGAGGAAAGCCCUCAGAUCUGAAUCUUGGGCAUGUAAGUUUUUUGUAGUUCUUCAUUUUACUUGUACGUGGCUCAAUCUGCCAGGGAAACGCUCCAGAAUAAAUUACAAUAUCCAUGGUAGGAAGAUUCCAAUAAGAUAUUGUACUGAAAUUGUACAAUUGACAAUGGUAAUGUUAGAAUAAAAUUGACAGUGAUUUCAUCAGUAGCUCAGUCAAGAUUCAGAAGUAUUAAGUGGCUGGAAAAGAAGGCCCAGCACUUUUGCAAGGUGUCAGGGCCCACUUCAAAACCUCAUCCUAAGAAAGCAGAACUCGUGGAAGCCGUUUCUUCCAAAAGGAACUUUUAUUAGGAGAAGCUGAUAGCAGGCAUAAUAGACAGCAUCUCGGGGUUUCCCCCUCAGAUCAAUAGGUUAAAAGAGUCCCAAACAACCCCACCUGAAUAGUUCAUCUGGUCAGUUCAAACGGACCAAUCCUCAGGUGUUAAGUCCGUUGUGGGAAAGAGCUGAUGACACUGGCCCCACCCACCGUCUUCCCAAAGUUUUGCACUGCUCUACUCUUCAGUGGCCGAGGGAGUUUCCCAACAGCAGCUGCAAAGCAAAAUCCCCAAAUCUGGACUUCUCUGAUGAAAAUGUGCAUGGAUUAAAAUCCCAGUUUUAAGAAUCAAAAUGACUGGGUCCACACAGCAUAUUUAGAUGUUCUUUUAUUAUCAAGUUCUUUUGGACUUUAGUUGCUAUCAGCCCGUCAAAAAUUCUGGGAACUGUAAUCAAAACCUGAUGGUUUUUGGAGCUCCAGUUCAUUUAUGGACUAAAUUUGCUUCUUGACUCUCAUCCCAACUUGCACUGGUGGCAGGCCACCAUGUGGACAGUAAGAGGUCAGACUUCCAAGUCAUUAGCAGACUCAGAGACUGAACUCUAGAGGACUUUUUGGAAGUUUCAUGUAGAUCAGCCCGUCCCAAUCUGGUAUCUUCAGAUGACCUGGACUGUGAUCAGUCCACUAAUGCAAGGAGAUAGCAAAAAAAAAAAAAAAAAAAAAUGCAGCAGGAACUGCUUAAUUCCUUCUUAACAUUUGUCUUUACACAAAAGAAAAAAAAAUAGCCCAAUCUAUUAGAAGCAGCACAAGGGGAGACA